Molecule: messenger RNA, 1336 nt
Organism: Ceratosolen solmsi marchali
Lineage: Eukaryota; Metazoa; Arthropoda; Insecta; Hymenoptera; Agaonidae
Gene: cn
Product: Kynurenine 3-monooxygenase cn
Exons: 10
Coding region: 2-1315 (437 amino acids)
Biological process (GO): quinolinate biosynthetic process; L-tryptophan catabolic process
Cellular component (GO): mitochondrial outer membrane
Molecular function (GO): kynurenine 3-monooxygenase activity; FAD binding
Source: RefSeq, a predicted model, not a curated record
CAUGGGGAGCGAAGUUCGGACCUUGAACGUUGCUGUAGUUGGAGGUGGUUUGGUUGGAGCUCUCGUAACAUGCUUCCUCGCUAAACGUGGCCAUCGAGUAAACUUAUACGAAUAUCGUCCAGAUAUUCGUGUUGAAAACUCUCGAGGUGUAAGUAUUGAUCUUGCUUUAUCAGCUCGAGGAAGAGAAGCUUUGAGAGCCAUAGAUCUUGAAGACUUGGUUAUAAAUCAUCAUGGAAUUGCAAUGAAAGGACGGAUGAUCCACUUAAAAGAUGGCUCCCUUAAAGAAAUUAUUUAUGAUAGCGUAAACAAAAAUUGCAUAUAUUCAGUUAAUAGAACAUAUUUGAACCAAAUUCUCCUUUCAGCUGCUGAAAAAUAUGAGAACGUUACCAUAUUUUUUAAUCAUAAAUUACUUGAUGCUGAUCUCGAUACAGGAGCGUUAAAAUUUAUUCACAUGCAAACGGAUGAAAUAAGUAACGUGGAAUCAGAUUUAAUUAUCGGAGCUGAUGGAGCUUAUUCGCUUAUAAGAAGGUUAAUGAUAAAGAAACCUAGAUUUAAUUGCAAUCAGGCCUACAUUGAUCAUGGAUAUGUCGAAGUUUCUUAUCCCAUAGGAAAGGACAAUAAGUACAUAAUGAGCGGUAAUCAUCUGCAUAUUUGGCCACGAGGUAAUUUUAUGAUGAUUGCGUUGCCGAACGAUGAUUAUACAUUUACCGGUAAUCUUUUUGCGCCAUUUAAAACUCUUGAAGCUCUCAACACGCCUGAGAAUUUGCUGGAAUUCUUUCGGCAGGAAUUUCCAGAUGGACUUCGACUUAUUGGCGAAGAAAAAUUAGUUAAAGAUUUUUUUCAGACCUCUCCGAAAACACUUCUUUCAAUUCAGUGUAAACCUUAUCAUUUCGGAAGUAAAGCACUUAUUAUUGGUGAUGCUGCACACGCUAUGGUACCAUUUUACGCUCAAGGAAUGAACGCCGGUUUUGAAGAUGUAUUAUUAUUGGAUAAACUAAUGGAAAUUCAUAAUGAUAACUUGGAAAAAGUUCUUCCACAUUUUUCUGAAAUACGGUGUGAUGAUUGCUAUGCUAUUUGUGAUUUAGCUAUGUAUAAUUACGUUGAGAUGCGUGAAUUGGUAACGAAGAAAGCCUUUAUUUUUCGUAAAUAUAUAGAUACAGUUCUCCAGUGGUUAUUUCCAAAAAACUGGAUACCGCUGUAUAGUACAGUUACGUUCUCGAGAAUGAGAUAUAGAGACUGCAUUUCUAAUAAAGCCUGGCAAGAUAAGGUGAGUUUAAAUUUAACGAAUUUUGAUUCAAUUGCAUUACAAUAUUAAUGAUAUUUUGAUAAAUACUGA